Molecule: messenger RNA, 1924 nt
Organism: Rana temporaria (common frog)
Lineage: Eukaryota; Metazoa; Chordata; Amphibia; Anura; Ranidae
Gene: NCF2
Product: neutrophil cytosolic factor 2
Exons: 15
Coding region: 133-1704 (523 amino acids)
Biological process (GO): superoxide anion generation
Molecular function (GO): protein binding; superoxide-generating NADPH oxidase activator activity
Source: RefSeq, a predicted model, not a curated record
UUGCUUCCUCUUGUGUCAUCCACACAUUCUGACAACAUCACACAUGACCGAGAGCUGUGGGUGCUGAAAAGGCUCCAACAUUUGUGUGCCAUAUUAAACUUUUGGACCUCUGGUAUCAGGGCAACCUCAGAAAUGGCUCUUGUGGAAAUGAUGUCGCUUUGGAGUGAAGGAGUGGCUGCAGCAGACAAAGGGGACUGGGCAGGGGCCCUAAAAUUGUUCACCACCAUCACAGAGCCUAGAGCCAAGAUCUGCUUCAACAUCGGCUGUUGUCAUAUUGUGAUGGGAAAUUUACAAGAGGCAGAAAAGGCCUUCAAAUCCACUAUUGAAAAAGACAAACAUUUGGCUGUGGGGUAUUUCCAGUGUGGCUCCGUCUUCUACAAAGAGGGAAAGUAUCAAGAAGCACUUCAGGACUUUGCUCGCUGCUUCACUGAAUUAAGAGGAAAUCAAUUGAUUGACUACAAAAUUCUGGGCUUGACAUUUAAACUCUACAGCUGUGAGAUAUUAUAUAAUGUUGCACUGGGACAUGCGAAAGUGGGCAACUGGGCAAAAGCAGAAGAGAAUCUUAUUCUGGCCCUCAGUCAAAAGGUAGAACCAAGGCAUGGCACUAAGAUAGAGAAAGCAAUGCAAGAAAUCCUGAAACAAAAAGAUUUUCCACUAACAGAAAUGCCAAAAGGUCGCCUAUUUCAACCUAAUGAGAAGCUUGUGGAACAGUUGGAGAAGAAGGACUAUUUGGGUAAAUCUACGGUUGUGUCCUCUGUGGUUGACAAAGACAGUUUCUCCGGUUUUGCACCCCUGCAGCCUCAGAGUGACAACCCACCAGUUCGACAAAAGGCCCCUGAAAUACUUAAGACUCUGCAGGGGGAACCUCAUCGCGUUCUAUUUGAAUUUAAUCCAGAGACCAUAGAAGAGAUGGGAGUCAUGCCAGGGAAUAUCGUCUUUGUGCUCAAAAAAGGGAAUGACAACUGGGCUACUGUUUUGUUUAAUGGAAAGAAAGGGAUAGUCCCAUGCAAUUACCUGGAACCAGUUGAGUUGAAAUUCCAGUCCCAAAUUCAGGCAGCAGAAUUAAAACAAGAUGAAGGAUCAGCCAAAGGUGGUACAAAGGAGGCUGAAAUUCCAGCACCACCAACUACUUCUGCCCCUAAUAUUACUAGGAAUCACCAAGAUAAACAAGCCCCAUCUAACGCCAGAGAGAACUCAUCCUCAGCUGAAAAAGCUGCAACACCACCAUCAUAUCUUGUCAAAGUGUAUUACAAGUACACAGUAGCCAUACAGGUAUCUCACAAGCUUUCCUAUGGAGAUCUGUUGAUUCUCAUCAGCAGUAAACUGAAGUUGACGCCUUGUGCCAUCAUACUCAGUUUCAGAGAUGGAGAAACGGACGUACCACUAACUACAGAUAAUGUGGAAAGAGCAUGGAAGCUGAGCACAGACAAUUGCCUAAAACUCAAGUGCACAGAUGUACAUGCAGAAGAGCCUCUGGUAACAAUGGAGAAUGCAGAAAAUCCCGUUCAGUCAGAAGAUAAGACAGGAAUGACUGUAACAGCCCUCUUCGAUUAUGAGGCCUCCCAAGCAGAAGAUUUACCGUUUAAAAAAGGAGAUGUGAUAAAAGUAUUGAAUAAAGUGUCUGAAGAGUGGUGGGAAGGAGAAUGUCACGAGAAGUUUGGAAUUUUCCCAUCAGCCUUUGUAAACAAAAAGUCCAGUAUAUGAAUUCCUGCAGCUGCUGGUGCACACUGCAACUGCCGUAUUCCAACUAUGCAAAGUAUCCAUAUACAGCAUAAUGGUGCUCCAUCUUCAAGUUCCGGAAAGAAUUUCCAUAUGUAGGAUGACAUCCAUGUCUUCUUCAUAAACCGAGGCACAUUUAGUGCAAAUAUAGUACAUUUUAAGUUCACAUUGCAAACACUUAUUACAACUUUCCUUAUUCUUCCAA